Messenger RNA from Aspergillus nidulans FGSC A4, 1296 nucleotides. RefSeq names its product coiled-coil-helix-coiled-coil-helix domain-containing protein. Gene Ontology annotation, biological process: mitochondrial electron transport, NADH to ubiquinone. The transcript is spliced from 4 exons. Bases 84 to 563 code for a protein of 159 amino acids. Gene Ontology annotation, cellular component: mitochondrial inner membrane; respiratory chain complex I. The record is from RefSeq and is a predicted model, not a curated record. NCBI's taxonomy places the organism in Eukaryota, Fungi, Ascomycota, Eurotiomycetes, Eurotiales, Aspergillaceae.
GGUCAACUUAAGUGGAAGCUUCCCAGCCCUCUACCCAGAUUCAGAAGCAAUUGAACGCGCGCAUCACAUAAAAAACUGCCACAAUGUCGCGCAGGGAUCCCCAGUUCAACCAACAAAAUCUCUACGACCCCACGCCUAUGCCCGAUGGCAUCCCCAAGGUAGCUGAGAUUGGAGCGACCUCUGCGCCGCUAACCAGCGCCGCUUACUUCAUUGGAGACCGGUGCAAGGCAUUCAACGAUGAUUAUAUGAAGUGCAAGGAAGAGGCCAAUGGGCGGGGGGAGAUUGAGUGCUUGAGAGAGGGGAGGAAGGUUACCCGCUGUGCGGCCAGUGUAAUCAAGGAUAUCAACACCCACUGCUUAAAGCAGUUCAACACCCACUGGGAGUGUCUCGAGAAUAACAACCACCGGUUGUGGGAGUGCCGCAAGCAGGAGAUGGACUUGAAUAAGUGUGUCUUCGAUAAGUUGGGCCUCAAGAAGACCAUCCCCGGCGCCCCCGAAAACCAGACCCCGGUGCACCUCCGACCCAAGCAGCUGUACGCUUCAUUCCCCGGUCCGCAAUACUAACCAACCAACAACUACAAAUGAACGUCUUAUUAUACAUCUUUUAGAGAAAACGAAUGCAGUGCCAAUGGUUGUUGGGGAUCUCUCUCUCCUGUGUCUUUAGUUUUCGUUCUCAGUGUCGCCAUGGUCUGGAUUUGAUUGGGAUGUAUUUGUGUACAUAUUAGCAUCAGGAAUGUCGUUAUUUCAUGUCCGAGAAUCUAUGCCAGACGGCAUGUGGACAGCACAGUGCGGUGCCAUAAGAAGAAUCCAGGGCUUGGAUCUAUGCUAGAAUACAAGAGUGUGCCUCUAACCAACACCGCUGACAUAUGAAAAGUAAAAUGAGAGUAAGCGACCCCUGGCAAGCAGGAAAUGCAUCAGGCAACGUAUGCAACUCUAUAGAAUUAUCCAGGAAGCUCAAACGUGUAAGGGAAUCAAGGAGAAGAGGAAAGAAAGCCCUCUAUCUAGUCAAUAUGUACCAGAAUAGAAAGCACUAUCGUGCAUAGAACUCGUGAAGAACAAACGAAACCAAACCAGAUGGGAGUAAAAGUAAAAGAUGAAUAAGAAUCAAGAAAAUAUAUAUACCUUCCUCAAGUCCCGCAAAGCUUUCAGUCCUGCUAACCGCGCCUUCACAACCGACCACCCAGCCUUAAGCUGCUCCUCGAGCCGUCGAUCCUGGCGCAGCCGCAUCCAGAUCAAUAACAUGCCGAGGAGGGCCAGAUCCCAGAUAAUCUGUCGGAGGGUGACCCAUACCAGCCAC